Brassicogethes aeneus is the source of this 924-nucleotide messenger RNA. Lineage: Eukaryota; Metazoa; Arthropoda; Insecta; Coleoptera; Nitidulidae. The record is from the annotation of a GenBank genome assembly.
AUGUCCGCUAUUGCGGAAAUAAUAAAGACUAGGCAAAAAAGAUUAGAAGCGUAUGGUUUUCCACUACAGCCGUUCGGUACAAUAAUUGGAAAGGAACAUCAGCAAUACUGCAUCAUACUGCACGGUAAAAAAUAUCUAGUUCAAUCUUCCAUAAGAGUUUUGGAACUUUUGUACAAAUCAAUUCAUGCUCUGAAUUUGGAAUAUCCGCCAGAAUUGACAAAGGCUGUUCCGAUAAUAAGCACCACGGGGAUAACUGAAGGAAUGGUGGAAAAACUCAAAGAAAACAUUGGAUUGCACUUUGGACGUGUAGAGGCCAUUGACCUUGAGGUAAAACCACCUAAUAACAGAAAUGGCAUCAAAGAGCAUGGCGAAAUAUUAACAAAAAUGCUUAAACAACUCGAAGAUCGGGUGGAAGAGCAAUCUCAGGUAAUAAAGCACCUGAUUUCGCAAAAUAGUACAAGAAGUGAGGUUAACACUACACCACCUUCUUCUUCUUCUUCUAUAUCCAUAGACAAGCGAGCGGACAACAGUGUAAAAUUUAAAAGUAGUUCAAGUGUUCUAAGUAAAUCUGGCAACACCGCUGGUAAUAAGAACAAGACAGAAGAACAACAAACUGUCAAAAAUAAAAAUGAAGUUAAAAGUAAACAAAAUGGUAUUUAUCCAAAUAUUAUAAAAGGAACUGCCGAAAUUGCAGAAGAAGAUAAAUUUAAGGCAACGCCAAAAAAAGCUUGGCUCUAUAUUGGCAGGGCACAACCAAACACAUGUGAGAAAAGAUUAACAAACUACCUGAAAAAAAAGUUUCCAGCAGAAACUUUUGAAGUAGAAGAACUAAAAAAGCAUGAAAAUAAUACAAACAAAAAUAAGUCUUUCAGGAUUGGCUUUGAUUUUGACUUAUUGAAGUUAGUCUUAAAGCCCGAGGUUUAA